AGAGCGACGUUUAGAAUUGAGGGACUACCGCUGUUGGACUCUUUUGGAAAAACUUUCUUUUGCUUCCUUCGAUCCUGAAACUCUCUUUUUGUGGAAAUACAAGCUCACCGCUCUCAAUCGCCUGCAAAGAUGCUGCUCCUUCUCCUGGGAAUCGUGCUCCUGCACGUCGCUGGUCUGGUUCUCCUGUUUUUGUCAACAAUCAUCAGCGUUUGGACGUCGGGGGAAACGGGCACCUCAGACCUCUGGAUGAACUGCUCCACUGCCAAUGGAGGAUACCACUGUGACCCGGCAACCGCUGGAGAGUGGAUCCAGGCGGUCCAGGCCCUCAUGAUCCUAUCCAUCAUCUUCAGCUGCCUGGCUCUCUUCCUCUUCUUCUGUCAGCUCUUCACUUUGCAGAAGGGCGGACGCUUUUUCCUCACUGGAACCUUCCAGAUCCUUGCCAGUCUGUUCGUGAUGAGCGGCGCCAUCAUCUACACGGUGAUGAGUCCGCAGUGGGUGCCGGGGACCGACGCCUUCGGCUACUCCUACAUCCUGGCGUGGGUGGCCUUCCCUCUGGCGCUGAUCAGCGGACUCAUCUAUGUCAUCUUGAGGAAGCGAGAAUGAGCCGCCGUCACUCCAUCCCAGUGUUCCCAGUAACCCCCCUGCCCGACUGCAAGUGUCAUCAGUCCCACUCUGAAGUUAAAAAAAUAAUACGUUUUGAUGCCUGAGUACCAACGCAACCAGAUCACAUCGAGGGGGGGGGGGGGUAAUACCAACAAUCAACAAGCAAACCAACCAAUACUGUCUCAGUUAAAAGAUGUAUAUAGUAUCUAUGGUUUAAAACCUAUUUAUAACACUUUUUACAUAUAUGUACAUAGUUGUUUGUGUUGCUCUGUCAAUGGAUACAUAUGAGCUUUGUGUUAGCUGAUUAAGUUCCUCAAUGUUUGUUUGUAAUGAUGAAAUAAUUCGAUGCUUCCUUUUUUUGCCUUUUUUUGUUUCGCCAAAGAAUUACGGAGGAAAAAAAAGAAGGAAAAAGAAGCAACAUUGUGACUUCAAGUAUUUUAACCAAAGUGCAUGUAUAGAAAUAGAAGGGUUAGAAGGAGACAUGUGUUGACGGGCUUGCUUUACAAAAAAAGAGUGGUAACAUCCCUGGAGGUCGCAUAGCCAGGAACAUAUUGAUUUGGUCCUUUUCUAUAUUGUGAAUUUUCAAGUUUCAAUGUUUUUAUUUUCAGUAUUUUUCUAUUUCUUAUUUUCAACAAAAGAUGGUGCUAUGUAUUUAUCAUUCCUAUUACUGAUAGCAAUCAUUUACAACAGAGUUACCUUGUUCUUGUUUAGAGUCAAACAGCCAUUAAUUAAAGUGGGAAUCAGACAGCGGUGCAACCUGUACAUACAGCGCCUGGCUGCUUCUUUAAGGAACAGUCUAUUUCACAUUGCAGUGUCUGAUUUCUCUUUUAUUCAUCAGCUACUGUAACAUGGGUGACUGAGUUUGGGGUGGUGCACUGAUGAAAUCGAAACUGAAUGUCAGUAUUAUUCUGCGGGUUUGUGAAGAGUUGGAUUACAGUGAAAUUACUUCAUAUUUACUUCAUAUUUGACCUCUUUUUGCCUUAAUUGUAGCCCCGUUCUGAAGUUUGUGUUCACCUGGCUGUUAAAAAGUAUAAAAAUGCCAAAUUGCCUACUUAGUAGAAUACCUUAAAUAAAACAACAAUGUGGGGCAUUAUAACCUCAGAAAGAAAAAAACAAGUAUACAUUUGAUAUUACCAGAAAGAAAUGCCACUGAGUUUGAAGCCAUAUAAGAUUAUGUCAGAUGAUGGAGGGAAAUAUAUGUAUUAUUAACUCUAUGUGUGAUGAAAAGGACAGAGAGGUUUGCAGCGAUGACACAAAUUUUCUUUUUCAAAUACUUGAAGUUUGACAUGCUGCCAUCUCUGCCCACUGACGUCUACAAGUUGUUUUUUCUUCUUCUCUUCUGUGUAAAGCUCUGCAUAACAGAUGGUGAUGAGAAUCUAGCCUAAAAAAGAAUUCACUUACUCAAUAAAACUUACUUUCACAUUA
This is a messenger RNA of Pseudoliparis swirei, 2028 nucleotides long. It is a transcript of the gene pmp22b, whose product is annotated as peripheral myelin protein 22b. Bases 130 to 603 code for a protein of 157 amino acids. The record is from RefSeq and is a predicted model, not a curated record. NCBI's taxonomy places the organism in Eukaryota, Metazoa, Chordata, Actinopteri, Perciformes, Liparidae. The transcript has 5 exons. Gene Ontology annotation, cellular component: plasma membrane.